Messenger RNA from Aplosporella prunicola CBS 121167, 459 nucleotides. RefSeq lists its product as uncharacterized. The transcript has a single exon. Lineage: Eukaryota; Fungi; Ascomycota; Dothideomycetes; Botryosphaeriales; Aplosporellaceae. The annotation marks the transcript as partial. The record is from RefSeq and is a predicted model, not a curated record. Gene Ontology annotation, cellular component: mitochondrion.
AUGGAGCCCGACAUCGCUAAGAUCGCAAACGUGAUCCGCCCUUUCACAGGUCUUUGUGGUCUCGGAAAGGACAUUGAUGUCAAGUUCUUGGCCGCAGGCUUGUUCAACAAAGUCUACAUUGUCUCGUCUACGGACAAAGACAGUAAGGGAACCAAGGAAUGCAUUUUCCGUUGCGCACUUCCAGAUUUUCCUUGGUACCGCACACAGAUCGAGGUCUCUACCAUGGAGUAUGUUCGCCACAACACUACCAUUCCAGUUCCUAAGAUCUAUGCCUUCGACUCCUCGAUGGAUAACGAGCUUGGCCUUGAAUGGAUACUCAUGGAAAAGGUCCAGGGUACUACCUACGCGGACGCCCAAUCCAAGAUGACAUUUGAAGCCAAGGUUGAAUUGCACAAGACUGUAGCCGACUGGGUUGACCAACUUUCCCGCAUCCAAUUUGAUACGAUGGGAUCUCUGUAC